Messenger RNA from Pyrus x bretschneideri (Chinese white pear), 717 nucleotides. RefSeq names its product ethylene-responsive transcription factor ERF024-like. The transcript has a single exon. The coding region runs from base 6 to 605 and encodes 199 amino acids. Gene Ontology annotation, molecular function: DNA-binding transcription factor activity; DNA binding. NCBI's taxonomy places the organism in Eukaryota, Viridiplantae, Streptophyta, Magnoliopsida, Rosales, Rosaceae. The record is from RefSeq and is a predicted model, not a curated record. Gene Ontology annotation, biological process: regulation of DNA-templated transcription.
CCACGAUGCACGCCACGAAUACUACUACAACGUCAAGCAGUACUACCACUUCCAUUGUCCCAGGGCGUCACCCAACAUACCGUGGUGUACGCCGCAGGAGUAGUGGAAAAUGGGUUUCGGAAAUCCGAGAGCCCAAAAAACCUAAUAGGAUUUGGCUAGGCACAUUUCCCACACCCGAAAUGGCCGCGGUUGCUUAUGACGUGGCCGCUAUCGCUCUCAAGGGUCAAGAUGCUGAGCUCAACUUCCCCAACUCCGCUUCUUCAUUGCCCAUGCCAGCCUCCACUUCGUCACGUGACAUCCAGGCGGCGGCAUCCUCCGCUGCUGCGGCCAUGGGAGUUGCAAUUGAUCGCUGUUCUUAUUCAAGGGAUGAGGUGCAAGGUGGUCACCAUAAUGUUCAUCAGGCUCAUAAGACAGUUGAUGAGGAUGACAGAUUUGUGCUGAAUCAUGAGUUUGUUGAUGAGGAUCUGAUCUUUAAUAUGCCUAACGUUCUAGUGAACAUGGCCGAGGGAAUGCUGCUUAGCCCUCCUCGCCUGGACAUAGCUGGUGAUGAUGCUAUAGAUGCUGAUCAAGAACAAGGGGACCAGAACCUUUGGAAAUUUUACUAAAAUCCCAUCUGAAUAUAUCACCAAUAUCAAGAGGAAAAAAUGAAAAAACAAGCGAAAAAGAAUAAAGAAUAAAAUGGACCUAACGCUUGAUGUACAUGUACGGGGUCUCCAU